ACCACACAAUGAUGCUCCUCUUAAUCUCAAUAGCUCUCCCCAUAAUCUUGUUCUACCUUAUUCACAAACGCAACAAUAAAUCAAGAAAAUCCAAUCUCCCACCACUCAUACAAGGCCUUCCCUUGAUCGGAAACCUCCACCAACUAUCUCGAGCGCCGCUUCUCCACACCUAUCUCUCCCAACUCUCCAACACCCACGGCCCCAUCCUUCGUUUCAACCUCUGCUCCACUCCCACCAUCGUAAUCUCCUCCGCAAAACUCGCAAAGGAAGUCCUCCGCAACCAAGACCUCGCCUUCUGCAGCCGCCCGAAACUAGUGGCGCAGCGCAGGCUCUCCUACAACGCGGCCGACAUGGUGUUCGCACCGUACGGGGCAGAGUGGAGAGAGCAGAGGCGGAUCGCCAACGUGCACCUCCUCAGCCCGGUAAAGGUUCAGUCCUUCCGCAGCGUGCGCGAAGAGGAAGUGGCUCGAAUGGUGGCGGAGAUCGCGCGAUGCGCUUCUUCUUCUUCUCCUGUCGACCUGAGCAAGGCGGUGAUGGGACUGACGACGACUCUGAUAUGCAGGACGGGAUUCGGGAAGAGAUACGAGGAGCAAGGGACGGAGCUGAGGAGAUUCGAGGACCUGCUGACGGAGCUCGGGACGCUGCUCACGGCCUUCUUUGUGUCGGAUUAUUUUCCGGCGCUGAGUUGGGUGGAUAGGGUGUCUGGAUUGACGAAGCGGCUGGAUUGCGCGUUUGAGAAGCUGGACGCGUUCUACCAGGAGCUCAUCGACGACCAUCUGGGCCGUGGACGGGCCCAGAUGGACGACCAGGACCAUAUUCUUGGCAUGCAAAUCAAGUUUGAACUCGACUCUGGAAAACCCAAUUGGGAUCGGGUUAAGGCAUUGCUGAUGAACUUAUUCCUUGGUGGAUCAGACUCAAGUGCAGCAACAAUAGCUUGGGUGAUGACUGCACUGAUGAAGGAGCCACGCAUCAUGGAGAAUGUGCAAUCAGAAAUUAGGAAUGUCGUCGGCGACAAGGGGAAGGUAGACGAAGAUGAUCUGCUAAAACUAGCCUAUCUAAAAGCAGUCAUAAAUGAAACUUUCCGCUUCUACACUCCCGUUCCGAUGCUCUUAGCAAGAGAAACAACUGCAGCAUGUGUGCUAGAUGGCUAUGAAAUUCCUCCCAAAACUACUGUUUAUGUGAACGUGUGGGCAGUUGCAAGAGAUCCCGACUACUGGAAGCUUAACCCAGAUGAAUUCUUGCCUGAGAGGUUCAUUGGUAACGAUAUGGAUGUCAAAGGAAAAGACUUUGGGGCGAUUCCAUUUGGAGCUGGGAGAAGAAUCUGCCCUGGCAUGUCUAUGGGACUUGCCAAUGUGGAGCUUGCUGUUGCAAAUUUGCUCUACUCUUUUAAUUGGGAAAUGCCUCCAGGAGUUCAACUUGACACUCAUGUGUUACCUGGACUCAUCAUGCAUAAGAAAAAUCCACUUAUCCUCAUACCUAAACAAUAUCUUAUUUAGACAUGUAUUUUGUUUCACUUGUUGCAAUAAUUCACCCGUGAUUAAUGUAUUAACUCCACAACGCCUGAUUGAUUUCAA
This is a messenger RNA of Salvia hispanica, 1574 nucleotides long. RefSeq names its product 6,7,8-trihydroxycoumarin synthase-like. Gene Ontology annotation, molecular function: heme binding; iron ion binding; oxidoreductase activity, acting on paired donors, with incorporation or reduction of molecular oxygen. Lineage: Eukaryota; Viridiplantae; Streptophyta; Magnoliopsida; Lamiales; Lamiaceae. The record is from RefSeq and is a predicted model, not a curated record.